UUCAAUCGUUAAGCCUCUGAAUAUGCGUAGUAUAUAAUUAGGCCCACUUCUGCUCCUCCCUGACACUCACCAGCUCCACGGUUCUCCGGCUUCAAACGUCUGGGCAGAUUGCCCUGUGUAACAUCGUCUCAAACACUCUUUCCUCAGAGCCUUUUCCUCUUCCAAAUUUUCCUAUCCUUCUUCCCACUAUGGGCCUCAGACUUUUCGGCCUUGGAGGCGGCCAAGAGCCUUCUUUGGAUGAAAUCCACCAGCAACAAGAGCGCCGUCCCUCCGCAACGGAAGCCAUUGCUGUCAAUAGGCGCCGCAAAAGCGUCAGUGAUCGUCAGAUUACUGGUGCUUCCCAAAUCACAACCCGCCAAUCUAUUGUACCCGUUUCACUCGUCACUACGCUCUUCUUUCUCUGGGGUUUUGCCUAUGGAUUGCUCGAUGUCUUGAACUCUCGGUUCCAAGUUGCCCUGCAUAUCACACAGGGUGAAUCUUCUGGUCUUCAAGCUGCUUACUUUGGUGCCUACUUCAUCGGUCCCCUGACCUACUCUGGCUGGUUCGUUCGCAAGUUCGGCUACCGCUACACCUUCAUCUUGGGCCUGUCGAUUUACUGCGUCGGCGCCCUCAUGUUCUGGCCUUCUGCCGUUAAACGGUCAUUCGGUGGUUUCUGCGGCUCCAUGUUUAUCGUCGGCUCCGGCCUCUCCACCCUCGAAACGUCAGCGAACCCCUAUAUUGCGGUUUGCGGUCCUCCGAAGUGGAGCGAAUUCCGUCUCGAGCUGUCCCAGUCCUUCCAGGCAGUUGGGUCUGUCGUUGCUCCAGUGCUAGCUAGCUACGUCAUCUUCAAAGAUGUUGGCGAGAACGGGGAGUCUUUGACUAGCGUUCAAUGGGUGUAUCUAGGGAUUGCCGGAUUCGUGGCCCUGCUUGCUGUUGUUUUCUAUUUUGCUCCUAUUCCAGAGAUUACGGAUGCCGAUAUGGCUGAUCAGGCUGAAAUGACCACAUCCGCAACCGGCUACCAAGACAAGCCCCUCAAGAAACAAUACACUCUAUUUUGGGGCGUCGUCGCUCAGUUUUCUUACGUCGGCGCUCAAGUCGGUAUCGCGGGCUACUUCAUAAACUUUUAUACUCAAGCGCGUCCUGACGAACCCACAAUUGUUGCCCAGAAGCAGGGUGCCAACUUCUACGCCAUCGCUCAAGGUCUUUUCGCUAUCGGACGUUUCAGCGCUGCUGGGUUGAUGUACAUUACGAAACCUCGACUCGUCCUCCUAGCAUAUCAGACGCUCAUCAUGGUAUUCAUUGUCGCAGCAAUUGCAGUCGAUUCCGGUCACGGCGUCAAUGCGAAUUGGGGCGGUCUGAGUAUGCUCAUGAUCGUCUUGUUCUUCGAAUCCUGUAUCUUCCCUACCAUUUUUACGCUCUCCCUACGUGGUCUCGGCCGUCACACUAAGCGUGGCGCCUCCUUCUUAGUUGCUUCCGUCUGUGGUGGUGCCGUCGUCCCUGCAAUUUUAGGAAAUGUAGCUGAUAAGAUUGGCACGAGGAAGGCCAUGGUUGUUCCGCUGGCAUUCUUCCUUAUCGCAUGGAGUUUUCCGAUCUACUUGAACGUCUGUAAAGCUAAGGAGCUCGAUGCCUAUCGUGAAUCUCAUGUUGGAAUUGAGGAGGGUGCCGUGGAUCCGGAUUCUAGGCUCGCAAGUAUUUCAGCGGGUAUGGAAAAGUACAAGGAUGUUGAAGCUGCGAAGAUUGAGGUCAAGGGAUAUUAGGCGAUGUUAAGAAGAGGCUGGAGAACGAAGAAAGGAGACCUCUUCUUUCUCUAUCUUUUGGUAGGGUAUCCAGAGUAUAUAUGUAAAUAGCUAUCUGUAAAUAUGAC
Lindgomyces ingoldianus is the source of this 1843-nucleotide messenger RNA. Its product is annotated as L-fucose permease Glucose/galactose transporter-like protein. Lineage: Eukaryota; Fungi; Ascomycota; Dothideomycetes; Pleosporales; Lindgomycetaceae. Gene Ontology annotation, biological process: transmembrane transport. The record is from RefSeq and is a predicted model, not a curated record. Bases 189 to 1736 code for a protein of 515 amino acids. The transcript is spliced from 3 exons. Gene Ontology annotation, molecular function: transmembrane transporter activity.